Pocillopora verrucosa is the source of this 3284-nucleotide messenger RNA. RefSeq lists its product as uncharacterized. NCBI's taxonomy places the organism in Eukaryota, Metazoa, Cnidaria, Anthozoa, Scleractinia, Pocilloporidae. The record is from RefSeq and is a predicted model, not a curated record.
UAUAUAAAGGAACUCUACAUCUGUAUAGUGAAACAACAUCUACAAGUAAACUUCGGUGAAAUACUGCGACACUCCAUUUCAAAAUAUUGCUGGUAUGCUCGCCAACAGGAAGAGGGAAAAGUUAGUUUACCUCAUUAAUUAGACAAUUUGACCCUGGAUCUGCGUUUGAAACCUGUGUGGCUUGUCUUAAGUGGUUUAAACAUCAAACGACGUCGGCCCUAUGAUGAGAUCUUUACCAUUCUCAGACGAUCAGAAAUGACUUCGGAAUCUACUCGGAACAACGGAGGGCCGGUACAAAGGCCGUGUGGUAACUGCCGCCCCUCGAAACUUUUAAUACUGGUUCUCUUCAUGCUCUAUGCAAUGUGCCAAGUUCAGAUUCUUGUUAACAGAGCGGAUUCCCACAAUGUUGCGCAUAUUUUGCGCGAAAUUCAACUGGCUGACGAACGCAUUACAGACGUAGAGUUGUCAUUAAUCGAAGUGGAGAGCAAAUUGGAUUUUGUUCUCGCUGAUUGGAGUAAAAAGUCUGCUGUCCAUAGCAGAACGAAGAGACAGAGUCGUUCUGCGUCUCGUCUCGAAAUUCAGCGGUUGAAACGACAAUUGAGGCAUUUAGAACGCAGACUACAAUGCGCUACGUCAGAUAACAAUACUGACGAAAGAGGAAGGCCAUGUCCUUCAAGGACAGGAGGCAGAACAGGUCUUUUAAAGAAUAAGCGAAAAGGAGAUAGAACUACUUCAACAAGUAAGCCUUCCACCAAACCGACACUUAAUAGAAAGUCCAGCCAAGGCAUGGAAAACCUCAACGCUCAAAUGGCGUUGAGCCAAAAAGGCUCAAAUCGAAAACGGACAACCAUCUACACUCACUGGGGAAAGUCAAAAUGCGAUGACGAAUCAGAUAUAUACACUGUGUAUUCAGGAAGAGUGGCUACCUUGCAUUCACAAACCAAUCCUGCCGUUGGUUCAGAAUAUAUGUGUGUACCUGACAGCUUUGAAUAUACUGAUACAAGACACAUGACAAGUGGACUUUACUUAUCACCCGUUCGAUUCGGCACGAAUAUGAGCGUUUUCAGACCGUUUAAUGAGGAAAAUUGCAAUCAGUAUCCAAGUAAAUGCAAGUUGUUCAGGGAAAUCGAUCCAAGUUACUUCAGAGAACUCGAAAUGUUCCAGGUCCCUUGCGCAGUGUGCAGGCGCGAAAAACGUUCAGCCACACUCGUCACUCCGGGACGCAAUACGUGUUACCCACUCUGGUUUAAAAUGUAUCACGGAGUUUUAAUGACAAAACAGGGUGGAAUUGCAAGAUCGGAGCACAUCUGUGUCGAUUACGACGCGGAUGGUAUACCUGGUACCAAUACCACUGAUACAAACGGCCCGUUCAUACAGUUUGUUGCGUACAAGUGCAAUAAAUCUUACUGUCCUCAGAACACGGACAUUCCGAAAGCGUUGACAUGCGUUGUGUGCACAAUCUAAACAUGACAUAAUUAGUGGUUCAGAUACGUAACACUUAGAAUCUCGGCUUCGUUUGGAAAUUUUCAACGCCAUCGCCCUUAGUGCAACAACAACAAAAGACAAAUCGUAAGGAGGUCAUUGGCGAAAGGAGUUAGCAUGGCUUGGAAAAGAGUACAUGAACAGAUGUUGUCUUGGCAUCCGGACAUUAAGAUGCAAUUUUCGGCCCCAAAAAACCCUCCUGUGAGUUUGGAAAACAAAGCUCAAGAAGGGCAAAGAAGUAUAUAUUCAUUUAGCCACAGCCGUGAGCGUAUAGUUAAGUAACUUAUAACUAUACUUAGAAAUUCCUAUGAUCAACAAUUCGAUUAUGCGCCCGGGUUUUAAUCGCGUGAUAAUUGGCGCAGGCAUUGCCGGAAAUAAUAUCCUCGCAUAGUAAUCAAGACCAAAUAACAUAGUUGUUUCAUUAUAAAUCUACCAGUCGUUCAAACCUUGUCAAAAAAUGGCUUAUGUUUAAAUUUUUAUUUACAACUGCACUCUGUUAGGCCACGCACUUAACCCGCUAUCUAUCACGGAUUAGAUAGCGAGCGGCUAAGCUAAUCAAAUUGCAGUAUUUGUAACAGAACGCUGGUAUAUGUAUACUACUUUUGAUUUGAAAUGGAAUGAUAACCGACACAAGGAGAAACACAUUACAUGAUUUAACUACUAAAUAUUUAAACGACUGCAUCCUGUUCAGGACUCGUCAUCCAACAUUCACAUAGCCAGCGGUAAUAGGAAUGCGUGGAGUCCAAUUCUGUCUGUAAUCAUACUAGCGAUUGACAAAAUCGGAUGAUCGCGAAGCGGGAGUUCGAUUUGUUAAUCAUUAGUAUGAUUACAGACAGAACUGGACGACGCGAAUUCCUGAUACCAAUUAAUCAUAACUAUCACAAAAUUUAAGAAAGAAACUAGACAUUGGUUACACGUUUUCAUUAAAAAAAAAACAACGUUAACUCGGCGAAAUGGGCCACAACAACGCGCGUACAGAACGUGCACUGUCCAUUUACACAGGCAUGACGUGUCCCCUAUCCUAUUACGUUGUCCAAUUACAAGCAUGACGCGUACACUGUCCUUUUAUUGCUCAAAUCGGGCUGGUGAUAACCAAUCGCGUUCGAGAAUUUUGUUAUAGUUUUGAUUAAGUAAGCAAUUAUACAAGAGAGCUUUCUUUGACUCAUUAUUGAGCACUGGUGGAACCCCGAUAUUUCAGAAAGUUUAGACACCCCGGUAUGGCGAACGGUGUCAGUGAAAUAUGAGGAAAAGAAUCAAGCUUCCCUCCAACAAACUAGGAAGGGAGAUUCAGAUUCCUUGUUCCUCAGGAGCUAGGAUAGGAGGAUGAUAAUACGCUUUGCAUGAGAUCAUGACUACUGCAGGAAACUUCUUGCAAUCGGUACAACGAAUUACAGAAAGCUACUCCAUAAAAUGACAUUCAAUUUGGUUAUGGGAGCACAUUUUCAGUCGGGACAAAGUGCGCAUCCCCUGAAAUUGAGGUGUGAAUGCAAUCCACAAUUAUCACAAGAUCCCACUGAAUUAUUUCAUUUACUUACUUUUUCCCUCGGACGGAGGAUUUAGAUGGUUCAUUUUUGACAUAAAUAGCAGUUUAAUUAUUAGAGAGCUUUCCUUGAAAUAUAUUAAUUCAUUCAAAUACAGCUCAUUCUUUUCUGGAUGCCAAUUCAUAACUUCUACAAUUUCCAAGCCUCUUUUUUAGAUGUUUAAAAUCCUCUUAGACGUGUAUGUGUCAAUAAAUAUUAAGACUCAGGCUUGUAUAAACUGAAAAUUUUGGAUCACAAAGUGUAUUAUGAGAAAUCUGGAAA